UGGAGGAGACAAAGAGAAGAAUCUUGAAGGAGACAAAGAUGGCAAAACUCUUCUCUAAGACUUUAACGAGGUUGAUCUCUCACAGUCACAGGUCUUCUUCAUUUUCUACGACUAGCAAUCUCUCUGCUGCUCCACAAACUUCCAACCUUGAGAGCAAAUGGAUUGUUUCGGUUAAACCACCUGCAAAGAGGAGAGUAGGGUCAGUGUGGUUAUGGUACUUGGCUGCAUCCAUUAGCUACGGUAUCGGGGAGGCGUAUAAGUCCCAACAAACAGAAGUGGCCAAGAAACUUGUGGAUGUCAGACUAAAAUGCUUGGAAGCGAAACCAAGGAAGCUGAAUACAGUGAUGAAUGUGGAUGAGUUAGGAUUUCAACGGGUUGUAUGCAAAGGCGUUUUCGAUGUGAAAAGAUCAAUCUAUGUUGGUCCAAAGCCUAGAUCCAAGUCGUCUAAAGAUUCCGAAAAUGGGUUCUAUGUUAUUACACCUCUUUUGCCAAUCCCAAAUGAACCAAAUAGUGUGAAGUCCCCUGUUCUAGUAAAUCGCGGAUGGGUUCCUUCGGAUUGGAAUGAAAAGUCUCUAGAAUCUCUAGGUACUGGCAUAGUUGUUUCUACUGCAAAUGAGUCUAGAAAAGCUAAUAAUCAAAGUCUCUUGUCGAACUUCUGGUAUAAGUUUAACAACCCAAUAGUGGCUGAGGACUAUGUCUCUAGGGGCCCUAGGGCUAUGCAUGUGGAAGUGGUUGGUGUGAUUAGGAAAAAUGAAACUCCAAGCGUAUAUACUCUAGUAAAUUAUCCAAGGUCGCUUGCGUGGUUCUACCUUGAUGUUCCUAAACUGGCUCAAGCCAUGGGAUUUGGUGAGGACACAAUGUAUAUAGAGAAUACAUACAAAGUUAUGGAUGAAAGUAAACCUUAUCCAGCUUCGAGAGACGUUCAGAACUUGAUUCUUAGUAAAGAUUUACCACUGGGCUAUUACUACCACACAGUGUUAUGUUUUUGGAGCUCCAUGGGAUUUGGUGAGGACACAAUGUAUAUAGAGAAUACAUACAAAGUUAUGGAUGAAAGUAAACCUUAUCCAGCUUCGAGAGACGUUCAGAACUUGAUUCUUAGUAAAGAUUUACCACUGGGCUAUUACUACCACACAGUGUUAUGUUUUUGGAGCUCCAUGGGAUUUGGUGAGGACACAAUGUAUAUAGAGAAUACAUACAAAGUUAUGGAUGAAAGUAAACCUUAUCCAGCUUCGAGAGACGUUCAGAACUUGAUUCUUAGUAAAGAUUUACCACUGGGCUAUUACUACCACACAGUGUUAUGUUUUUGGAGCUCCAUGGGAUUUGGUGAGGACACAAUGUAUAUAGAGAAUACAUACAAAGUUAUGGAUGAAAGUAAACCUUAUCCAGCUUCGAGAGACGUUCAGAACUUGAUUCUUAGUAAAGAUUUACCACUGGGCUAUUACUACCACACAGUGUUAUGUUUUUGGAGCUUCAUUACACCUCUUAGCUAUGGAUUCUUUCAUAUUUCUAAUCAAGUGUAGGAACGUGUGACAUACUCACCUUUCAAAAAAUGGUGAUAAAAAUGAACUUAGCUAAUGUGUUUAUUUGGUUCAGGUACUCUCUUUAGUCCCAUCAUAUGAAGGCAAGUCUGUGCUGGAACUUGGAGCUGGUAUUGGUCGUUUCACUGGUGAAUUGGCUCAAAA
Molecule: messenger RNA, 1682 nt
Organism: Camelina sativa (false flax)
Lineage: Eukaryota; Viridiplantae; Streptophyta; Magnoliopsida; Brassicales; Brassicaceae
Source: RefSeq, a predicted model, not a curated record